Messenger RNA from Pristis pectinata (smalltooth sawfish), 1102 nucleotides. RefSeq names its product CMP-N-acetylneuraminate-beta-galactosamide-alpha-2,3-sialyltransferase 1-like. The transcript has 7 exons. Lineage: Eukaryota; Metazoa; Chordata; Chondrichthyes; Rhinopristiformes; Pristidae. The record is from RefSeq and is a predicted model, not a curated record. Gene Ontology annotation, molecular function: beta-galactoside (CMP) alpha-2,3-sialyltransferase activity. The coding region runs from base 20 to 958 and encodes 312 amino acids.
UUUACUGUUUCUUGGAUUGAUGCUGAUUUCUGCAUUAUUCAGUUUCACUAACAAGAUGAACUUAAUACAACACCAUCUCAUGACAAUGAAACAAUGCAGUUGUAGCCGCUGCGUCUCUGAAUUAGGUGUGUCAGAAUGGUUUGACAAACGUUACACUUCUGACAUGAUUCCCAUCCUGAUGAAAAGUGACAAAACAAUUCCUGAGAAGUCUUAUAAUUGGUGGAAGAGACUUCAAAGUAACAAAAACGCACCCAAUAUCGGUAUUGUACUAGAACAACUAUUUGAGCUGUUUCCAGGAGACAGUCUGUCCAUGGACCACUGGCCAAACAGGUGCAGGACAUGUGCUGUGGUAGGGAAUUCUGGGAAUUUGAUAGGAUCCAAUUAUGGACCUAUAAUUGACACACAUGAUGUUGUGAUGAGGAUGAACCGUGCAAAGACCGUUGGCUACGAGGCAGAUGUGGGUAGUAAAACCACACAUCAUUUCAUGUACCCUGAAAGUGCACAAAGCCUGGCAGGCAAUGUCUCUUUGGUUCUGAUACCAUUUAAAAUAUUGGACUUACAGUGGCUAAUAAGUGCCUUUACUACAGGAAAUAUCACCCACACAUAUACUCGAGUUUUAAGUAAAAUCAAGGCAAAUAAAGAUAAGGUAUUGGUUCUGAGCCCACAUUUUUUUAAGUAUGUUUAUGACAACUGGAAUGAGCAUCAUGGAAGGUACUCGUCGACUGGAAUGCUAGUCUUAGUUUUUGCACUUCAUAUCUGCGAUGAGGUGAAUGUUUAUGGAUUUGGUGCCAACAAACUGGGGCACUGGCAUCAUUACUGGGAGAAGAAUGCUGGCGGAGGAGCUUUCCGUGUGACAGGAGUUCAUGAUGGAGAUUUUGAAGCCAAUGUCACUAAGACACUUGCCAAAAUUAACAAAAUACAAAUGUUUAAAGAAUGCCAGUUUGUAACUGAUCAAUGACAAAUGUUCAGCCAGAGGGAAGCCACCAGGAUGAUGUCUUAUGAAAAAACGGGAAGAGAAAGGAAAAUCAAAACCAGCUUGUAUUACCAAUCCUGGCAGUUGUACAUUGACCCUCCCCUGUAGAAGAUAAGCACAAUAACCUUA